CUCUUUUGUUAACCCCAACCAACAACUUUUUCCUCCACUUUGCUCCCACACUCCAAUUCACCAUACUCCUCGUUUCUAUCGAAGAAGAGCCAUUCUUCUCUCUCUUCAAGCCUUUUUUCACAGGUCUUGAAGAGCCAAAAUUUGAAUCUUUUUUUGUUUCUUGUUUGGUUCAUAAAUGGGGAGUGAAACUAAGUUCUACACUUUGGCUGAGGUUUCCCAGCACAACAAUGCUAAGGAUUGUUGGUUGGUUAUUAGUGGCAAGGUAUAUGAUGUGACAAAAUUCUUGGAAGACCACCCAGGAGGUGAUGAGGUUCUGAUAUCUGCAACUGGAAAGGAUGCAACUGAUGAUUUUGAUGAUGUUGGCCACAGCAGCAGUGCUCGAGCGAUGUUGGACGAGUACUAUGUAGGUGAUAUUGACUCAGCAACCAUCCCCACCAAGACCAAGUAUACUCCUCCCAACCAGCCUCAUUACAACCAGGACAAAACAUCAGACUUCGUCAUCAAGCUCCUCCAAUUCUUAGUUCCCCUUAUUAUUUUGGGUGUGGCUUUUGGCAUCCGCUUCUAUACCAAACAGUCAGCAGCUUGAAGAUUGAGUUCAUGGUGAAUUCAUAAUAAGUUUCCAAAGGAGAGCAGGAAAAAAUUAUUGUGGGGGCAGGGGGGGUCUUUGUCAUCUUAGCAUAUCGUGGUUAAAAUACGGGGAUA
Messenger RNA from Lycium ferocissimum, 702 nucleotides. Its product is annotated as cytochrome b5. The record is from RefSeq and is a predicted model, not a curated record. Gene Ontology annotation, cellular component: membrane; intracellular membrane-bounded organelle. Bases 176 to 586 code for a protein of 136 amino acids. NCBI's taxonomy places the organism in Eukaryota, Viridiplantae, Streptophyta, Magnoliopsida, Solanales, Solanaceae. Gene Ontology annotation, molecular function: heme binding. The transcript is spliced from 3 exons.